Molecule: messenger RNA, 544 nt
Organism: Entrophospora sp. SA101
Lineage: Eukaryota; Fungi; Glomeromycota; Glomeromycetes; Entrophosporales; Entrophosporaceae
Source: the annotation of a GenBank genome assembly
AUGGUAGCAGUUGGAUUGGAUAAAAAUGCAUUUGCUAAUACUAGUAGUGGUGCUAGAAUUAUUGAUAAUAAGAUUUCUAGUCUUUCUUGGUCUGAAGAUGGUGAUCAUCUUGCCGAUCUAGGGAUGAAGCAUGAUGUUAGACUUGCACGACAUAAAUUUGCAGAAUUACAUGACAAUACUAGUGAAGUUUGUGGUUUGAAAUGGAGGAGUGAUGAUGAACAAUUGGCUAGUGGAGGUAAUAAUGACAACAAAGUUAAUAUUUGGGAUGCAAAAUCAAGCAUUCCAAAAUUUAUUAAAACCGACCAUAAAGAUUCUGCUAUUGCAUGGUGCCUUUGGCAAAGAAUUUUGCUUGCAACAGUUACAUCAAUUGUUUGGUCAAAUCACUACAAGGAGGUAUUAUCAAUUCAUGAGUAUCCAAGUUUUCGAUUUAUAAUCUGGAAAUAUCCUUCACUAAAGAAAAUUAUUGAUGUUAAGGAUGCACAUGAGAAUCGUAUUUUACAAUCAGCUUUGAGUCCUGAAGGAGAAAUUGUAGCAACUGUGGCAG